This is a messenger RNA of Coffea eugenioides, 536 nucleotides long. RefSeq lists its product as uncharacterized. NCBI's taxonomy places the organism in Eukaryota, Viridiplantae, Streptophyta, Magnoliopsida, Gentianales, Rubiaceae. The transcript is spliced from 2 exons. The coding region runs from base 105 to 389 and encodes 94 amino acids. The record is from RefSeq and is a predicted model, not a curated record.
UGGCAAUCUACACCUCUUCUCAACUGAGAUCAGCAAACCAUACUUUCUUGCCCGCAAGAGAAAGAUAGACAAAGAAAGACCAGAUCAGGAAAAAAAAUUGGAUCAUGGAAGAAGUAGAAUCUGCAGCAUCACAACAAGAAGUCACUCCCAAGAGAAAGCAUCAUGAAGGUUCAGUAGCUUCUAAUAUCAGAAGAGAAUGCCUUUCCUUCACAACUUCAUUACAAGAAGGUUUCCGCUACAUCAAAGGAAUUGUUGUUGGACAGGCAAAGAAAAUGACUGCCAAGGAUGAGCAUGAAGCUACUGAAGCUGAUCUGUUGGCUUCAAAGAUGCAAGUUGAUGCUGCUGAUGAAGCUGAAAGUACCAAGAAGAAACUUGAUAAAUCCUAUUAAACUUUGUCUUGUGCGUUUAUUUGUCUGAUCUUCAGUGUGUCCUCUUUCAGUUUAUGCAAAAUAUUGUGGACUAUGAUGCAUGCAUGUAAAGUCAUUACGAUGAUAUAGACAUGGAACAAAUGUUAUGCUCUUAUGCAUAAUUUUCAA